GGGUUAGGAGCAGGAGUCAGCCCACAGCAGACGCUUUACACUCAAGGCUUUUAUUGUUAAGAAGCUGAAAAAUAUCCAACAACUUCUCUUGUAGGAAACUUCCAUGCUAAAUAUUGGCACCUCCAGUUCAUCAUUCAGCAAUUUCUGACACUUCAAAGACUCGAGCAGCUCUUUCUGCCUUGAAUUGUCACACCAGACAUCUUCAUCACUCUUUGACCAUGGAUUUCUCCUGGAUCUGCACAGCACGAACUCAGCAGAGCCUGCUCUAGCCUAAGAACGGGCCGAGUCAAGACAAUCAAGAUGACAAACGAGCCUAUCAAAGAGAUCCUGGGCACCCCAAAGCUCCCUGAUUCUGUACCCCCAGAGAAAAGCAACAACAAUGACUGUGUGAUAACCACCAUUCCUCUGGUCAGCGAGUGCCAGCUGACGGCAGCCACGGGGGGAGCCGAGCUCUCCUGCUACCGCUGCACCAUUCCCUUCGGCGUGGUCAUCCUCAUCGCCGGCACCGUGGUCACCGCCGUGGCCUACAUCUUCAACUCCCAUGGCUCCAUCAUCUCCGUCUUUGGCCUGGUCCUCUUGUCCUCAGGACUCGUUCUGCUGGCUUCCAGCGCCGUGUGCUGGAAGAUCAGGCAGCACAAGAAGAAGGCAAAGAGGCGGGAGAGCCAGACGGCGCUCGUGGCGAACCAGCGAACCUUGUUUGGCUAAAGGCAGCCAGGAGAAGGCUGGACAGAAGGCAGAACCUUUGUAAGUCAACUUGGCUAUUUAUCAGUAGGAGAGAUUGCAGGUUUUAAUUUAACUGUGGAAACGAACUGAAAUGGAAAUGGAACGGAUUAAGAAAUACUUGUAGCAACUCUGCAAAUGCUCUCAAUAUAUUUCUUAGUGCAGACUUGGUAGUGAUUCUUUUCAAGACAGAGGAAAACCCAUUUUUCCUUCACAGAAAACUGUGUCACAUAACUGCAACCAUCCUAACUGCAUUCUCCAACAUGCUGAUCGUGUUGGAAAGGGAACGUGUGGGAACUGAGAAAAUAAUUUGAAUUGACUUGAAAUGCCAGAGGUCUCCUUAAAACACUGACAUUUGACCAAGGGAGAAGUCAUAGCAUUUGAAGUGACUACAAGCUUAUGGCCAGAAUAUCUGGGACUUAAACUGUAGCUGGGAAAAAAAAA
Molecule: messenger RNA, 1164 nt
Organism: Zonotrichia albicollis (white-throated sparrow)
Lineage: Eukaryota; Metazoa; Chordata; Aves; Passeriformes; Passerellidae
Source: RefSeq, a predicted model, not a curated record